AUGCUGCUCUUCUUUGUUGUAGUCAACGUGGGCGUGGCACUACUCACAUCUUUUCUGUAUAUUCUCAUCUACUUCAUAAGUCGCCAUGAGAUGUACCUGUUCCACACACAUAUUCACGGUCUCCCCGGAUACAUCGCCGGAUUUUCUGUCGCAGUCAAACAGGUGAUGCCCGAUCACAUUCUUAUCACGUCACCUUUGGGAAAGCUCCGAAAUACUCACAUCCCUCUACUAUUGCUUAUUCUAUCAAUUGUACUGCGACUUGUUGGUGCCCUAGACGGACCCUACCCGUUCAUGUUUGGCUGGGGUAUUGUCGUAAGUUGGGUGUACUUGAGAUUUUACCAAAAACAUAGCAACGGUAAUCGAGGAGAUAUGGCAGAAAACUUUAGCUUUGCAAGUUUUUUCCCCAGUCGACUCCAGCCUGUCGUUGGCAUUUUCGCAAACACAAUCUUCAGCACUUUGGUGAAAAUGAAAAUUUGCAAGAAACCUCAGCGGAAAUAUGAUGUCAGUUCUCCAACAACAAUUACCAUCACAUUACCAGGUACAGAUCCACAGGAUGCAGAAAGAAGAAGGCAAUUAGCAUUGAAGGCGCUAAAUGAACGACUUAGCAAAGUGGACCAGCAACCAAAAUGGCCGUCACUUGUUGAAGAGGGAGAAUUCCCUAAAGCCCCACCCUCAGGUCACUCACCAGGAAAAGAGGUGAAGCCAGAAGCAACUGCAGUCGGGUGCCAUCUGGUUGCUUGUGGUGACCAUCCAAUCGGGUGCCAUCUGGUUGUGCCGGCCAUCCAGUCAAGUGCCAUCUGGUUGUGGCGGCCAUCCAGUCAGGUGCCAUCUGGUUGUAACAGUCAUACAAUCAGGUGGCAUCUAAUCUAUUUUCUCUGCAAAACUCAAUUUUAUCCUAGGAGCAAUUCUUAUAGUCUUGUGAAAGUUGGCAAUAAUUACUGA
Molecule: messenger RNA, 942 nt
Organism: Acanthosepion pharaonis
Lineage: Eukaryota; Metazoa; Mollusca; Cephalopoda; Sepiida; Sepiidae
Source: the annotation of a GenBank genome assembly